This is a messenger RNA of Amphimedon queenslandica, 2406 nucleotides long. Its product is annotated as E3 ubiquitin-protein ligase TRIM71-like. The record is from RefSeq and is a predicted model, not a curated record. The transcript has 3 exons. Bases 1 to 2100 code for a protein of 699 amino acids. Gene Ontology annotation, molecular function: protein binding; zinc ion binding. Lineage: Eukaryota; Metazoa; Porifera; Demospongiae; Haplosclerida; Niphatidae.
AUGACUUGUGAGGUUUGUUCAGAGUAUUACACUGAGCCCCUCAUGCUUCCCUGUCUUCACUCAUUCUGUAAGAAGUGUCUAAUAAAAGCUAAAGAGAAGCAAGGUAGUGCUGAUACCUCAUUAAAGUGUCCAACGUGUGACACUAGUGUUAAUUUACCUGAUGAGGCUUCGAUCAAAAAGAAGAUCGUUAGCAAGGAAGUGAUACUGUGUGAUAAAUGUAGCGUUGAUGAUUUCAGUGAUGCAGCUGUUGUGUAUUGCUGUGAUUGUGGCCAGUUUCUGUGUGAUCUUUGCAAGAAAGUUCAUAAACGAAGCAAGAAAAAAGCCAAUCAUGAGUUAAUCAGUCUAGAAACAAAGGAAUCCCGUAUUGAACUGUCUGCUAUUAAUUACGGAGCUGUUUACUGUGCACGACAUCCAGAAAAGCUGAUAUACUACUGCAACGACUGCAAUAAAUUAGUUUGUCAGAUUUGUCUUAACAUUCACCAUAAAAGUCACAAUUACAAUUAUUACCUAGAUGAGGGUGAUGCAGCAUGUGAAGCAUUAAAGCAAAGUGUUGCUAGCUGCAAUGGGGUUAUUCCUCCAGUCACUGAAGCUAUUGCUAAUGGAGAGAAGAUGCUAGAGCAGAUAGCAACACGUAAAGAAGAAGUAAGGCAGGAAAUCAAGGAAACGUUUGAAGAGCUUAAAGCUGUUUUAGAUAAGAGAUGUAAUGAUCUACUAAUGGAGACAGAAGAGAUUGCUAGUGCUAAGAGGAAUUAUGUCAAGAAGCAGCUGGAUAGGUUUCAUAAACUGGUAAAACAGGUUUCUCAUGGUCGUUAUCUUGCAUCAUCAGUGAGUGAGCGUACUGAUCCAGGUGAAGUUCUCAGUGUUAAGAAGCUAAUCACCAAUCAACUAGAGGAAUGCAUUGAAGAGUAUAAGAAACUACCUCUAGAAUUAGAAGAAAAGGGAGCCAUUUUAACACAUCUAGAUACAUCUUCUUUAAGUAAAGAAAUCAAUGAGUUUGGAAAUGUCUCUGAGGUAGAUAUAGCUGCAUACUCCAUUGAUAGUGGGUUAGCUAUUCCACUGGCAACAGUAAAGAAAGAAAGGAAAUUUAAAGUAUCUCUACCAGCAGGCAUUGAUAAAGCAGCAAACUAUUUGAAGGCUUCUUUUAUCAAAAGUGAUGGGAGUAAAGAGGAGGGUAGAGUUGUUAUAGUUAAUGAUAACAACACAGCCAUUGUAUCAUGCACACCUCAAAGUAUUGGUGGAUAUGAACUAUCAGUGACUAUAAGAGGUCACCAUAUUAAAUGUAGUCCUUAUCAACUGUCAGUAAAAGCAUCAAGAGACUAUACCACACUAACUAACCAGAGAUCCUUUAAUGUGGGAAAAACUACUACUGGUGUUGCUGUUCAUACUAAUGGUGAAGUAUUUGCUAGUAGUAAUGGUGGGUUUGUUCAGGUAUUUAGUGAGGAUGGUACUGCAGUAAGAAAGAUUGGAUCUAAAGGUGAUGUUAAUGGACAGUUUGAUUGGCCUUGGGGUUUAUUGCUGGUAGGAGAUAGGCUCUAUGUGUCUGAUAAUUAUCUUCAUCGUGUGCAGUAUUUCUCAGCUACUACUGGUCAGUACAUUGGUCAGUUUGGUAGUAAAGGUAAUGGAAAUGGACAAUUCUAUCAUCCUCGUGGUAUGUCUACUGAUGGUAAAGGUAAUAUAUUAAUAGCUGAUUUUAACAACAAAAGAGUACAAGUGUUUAAAGAAGAUGGUACAUUUGUACAAGUCAUACAAUGUGAUGAUGGUGCCACUGAUGUAGCAGUUGAUAAUGAAGGAAAGAUUCACGUUAUUAUUCGUGAUCAAAAUCAUGUUCAAGUCUUCUCUCCUGAUGGUAAAACUCAUCUUGAUACAUACAAUAAUCCAGCUGGUAACUUUACUUAUUCUCGUGGUAUUGCUAUUGAUGAUGAAGGAUAUAUCAUUGUAUCGGUUCAUAAUAGUGGUAACUCUUAUCUUCAUGUAUUGAGUCCCGAGAGGAAACAAGUCAAAUUAGUCUCAGGAUUAUCUGAUCCAGUGGACUUAGCACUAGAUAAGGAUGGAAAUAUUUAUGUUGCUGAAUAUGGCAACAAAUGUAUAGCAAAGUAUUGAAGCAGUCACUCAAUAAAACUACAAUAAACGUACUACAUUUUAUGAAUUUUCAUCGCUCUAUCUUUUCCCUUUCUCUCUUUCACACACACACACACACACUUCAGUACACUCUUUCUCUCUCUCCUAAUUUUGUAACUUUAUAUCACAUUAGUCACUGCUGGUUAUUGUUGGUAUAUUAAUAGAUUGUUAAAAUUUAAACUAGUUGUUUCUAAAUAAUCGCAUAAAUCUAUGCAACUGCUAAUGGCUGACGUCUUGACACAAUAUUAACCAGUGUUGCUGGUACUCCUCCCAUAUCAACCUAUUCAA